AUGACUCUUUCAGAGAUGUCGUGGCGCUCGUCUUUCCGCUGCUCAAAGUUUCGUCACGUUUUCGGGAAGCCGUCGACGAAGGAGCACAGCUACGACGGGGUGCCAAUCACACGCAGCGUCCACGACAACCACUACUGCUCAGCCAAUCCUUGCUUCAUCGCCGUGGUGACAGAGUGCGCCGGGGGCGGGUCCUUUUUAGUCCUGCCCAUCCAUCACACAGGAAGGGUGGACCCUCAGCACCCGAGGGUGUGCGGUCACAGUGGGAGCGUCCUGGAUGUCAAGUGGAACCCGUUUGACGAUCACUGCAUCGCCUCAUGCUCAGAGGACUGCACGGUGAAGGUCUGGGACAUCCCGGUCUGUGGCGUCCAACAGAACCUCACCAAGGCUAGGAAGACUCUGAUUGGUCACUGCAGGAGGGUGGCGCUUAUUGAGUGGCAUCCGACAGCUGAGAACCUGCUGCUUAGCGCUGCUUACGACUAUAAGGUCUUCCUCUGGGAUGUGUCCCAGGUAGGUGCGGUGCUCAGGUACCCGGUGCGGGUGGUUCUGAUGCCCGUCCACCACCGCUACCCGUCUGAUUCGCUGCUGCUGUCCGUCAGCUUCAACAGCGAUGGAAGCAGGCUGGCAGUCACGUCCAAAGACAGACGGGUUCGAGUCCUGGACCCGCGGACGGGAAAAAUCCUACAAGUGUCGAGCAGUAAGUCCCACAGAGCCAAUAAGGUUUUAUACAUCGGAGGGUUGAAGAUGCUUGUGUCCACCGGCAGCUCGCCCUGGAACCACAGACAGAUCGUCCUCUGGGACCCUGACGACUUAUCUGAGCCUCUGUAUGAAGAAGAUUUGGACGGAUCUGCAGGAGUCCUCUUCCCAUUCUACGAUCCAGACACACACAUGCUCUACUUGGCUGGAAAGGGUGACGGGAACAUCCGUUACUACGAGCUGAGCACUGAGAAACCUUACAUCAGCUUCCUGACGGAGUACAGGUCUCUGCUGCCACAGAAAGGACUCGCGGUGAUGCCAAAGCGCGGCCUGGACGUGAGCGCCUGUGAGGUUUUCCGAUUUUACCGUCUGAUCGUCUUCAAAGACCUGGUGGAACCACUGUCAAUGAUCGUACCACGAAAAGAGUCAGGUGUUUUCCAAGAGGAUCUGUACCCAAUGACAGCUGGAAACCAGGCGGCCAUGACGGCUCAGGAGUGGCUGUUAGGGAUCAACAGAAGCCCAGUGCUGAUGUCCCUGAGGCCCGGGACUUUAAUAGCCAACCCUUACCCAGAAACCCCUGCUGAUAAGGGGCUAGUGAGGCAGCUGAGCUCCCUGAGGUUCCAGAUGGAUCCGUCAGUCGGUGCCGUGACUAAGACCCGCCUGGAGUUUAUGGAAGAGGCCUUCCUUGAGGAGCAGCUAGCCUACCAGGACGCCAAAUACCCCAGAGACAGCGACCUGUCGGGGUGGCAGCCGGACGAGACCCAGAUCCCGCUGUGGACGUACUGCUGCACUCCACACUGCUGUGAACCUGCAGAGAGGCCUCCGCCUACAACUGAGAGCGAGCUCCUGCAAGCGUUUUACAGACAGCAAGACGAGAUCAAAGGCCUGAGAGAACAACUUAAAGACAAAGACGUGAGGAUCGCUCAGCUGGAGCUGGACAUCAAAAACACCAAAAAUAACAUGAGGGCGGCCUUCUGAUUCAACCAAUCAGCUCUCACACUGCUGUUUAAACACUGGACCAAUUAAAACUACUCAAACAUUCUGCAACCAAUAAAGGAAACACUGCUGAAAUCUCGAC
Sander lucioperca (pikeperch) is the source of this 1771-nucleotide messenger RNA. RefSeq names its product coronin-2B-like. The transcript is spliced from 14 exons. The coding region runs from base 1 to 1671 and encodes 556 amino acids. The record is from RefSeq and is a predicted model, not a curated record. NCBI's taxonomy places the organism in Eukaryota, Metazoa, Chordata, Actinopteri, Perciformes, Percidae. Gene Ontology annotation, biological process: actin filament organization. Gene Ontology annotation, molecular function: actin filament binding.